This is a messenger RNA of Octopus bimaculoides (California two-spot octopus), 2495 nucleotides long. RefSeq lists its product as uncharacterized. Lineage: Eukaryota; Metazoa; Mollusca; Cephalopoda; Octopoda; Octopodidae. The record is from RefSeq and is a predicted model, not a curated record.
CACACACACACACGCUCAUACAUAUAUAUAUACGACGGGUUUCUUUCAGUUUCCUUCUAUCAAAUCUGCUCACAAGGCUUUGGUCGACUCGAGGCUAUAGUAGAAGACAUUUGCCCAAGAUGCCACGCAGUGGGACUGAAUCUGGAACCAUAUGGCACUGGCUGGAAUUGAACUUACCUGAUGAAGGACAUUUGAUGAAGGCCGGAGAGUAAAUCAGCCGAAACGUUGUGGUAACAACAAACAAGAUGAGAACACAUAUCCGGCCAAUGUAAAUAAUGGAAAUAAUGGAAAAUAAGAUUAGAGUUAAUUCAAGAGCCACCAGAUUUCAUUAACGACAAAAUUUAAAUCUUCCACUCACAUUAUAUGAAACCUAUAUCUUCAAAGUAUGUUAUCACUAAGAAUUCGGCUCUAUCACACAGUGUGAAAAUUAAUAUAUUAAUAACCGAUUUAGUCAGAAUAAUGAGAAACAUAUCCCCCCUGUGCAGUCCCUGGGAGAGACAAAGACAUACACAAGACUUCAUGCAUCACAUGCAGUUUUCGGGAUACAGCCAGAAAGGUAGGAUCCGAGUGUACAGAGGAGCUAGCAAGAAAUUUGAGGAGAUUGUUGUCAAAGAUACAAAUGGAACACAACCUAGGUACCGUAAUAAACAGUGGAAUCGACUACAAAGAAUUAGUGAUAAAACAAACAGAAAAAACACGUGGUAUAAUACCGACAAGUUCCAAGGAGUAAUGUUUAUAGACGCCACAAAACACAGAGAACUGGCCCGCAGAUUUAGAAAAAUCCUCAAAAGUACUAAGUUGAAGAUAAAUGUCAUAGCAAAACCAGGGAGAUCCAUUAGGUCGAUAAUAUGCAAAACAUACCCCUUCAGAAGGACAAGAUGUGUAGAAGAGAACUGCAUUGUGUACAAAUAUAGUCCUGGUAUCAACUGCAAAACCAGAAAUGUGGUUUACAGAAUAAGCUGUAUGGAUGGUGAUUGUAAAAACGGAAACACGGCAUACAUAGGUGAAAUGGCGAGAAGUUUGACUGAGCGUGUAAAUGAACAUUGGAGGGACUACAAGAAUCACAAACAAACCUCGGUGCUCUACCAACAUGCCAAAGAACAACAUAGUGGUGUACUGGACCUGAUUAACAUAGAAAUCCUGUCUAGUCACCCCGAUGACGCAUUGUUACGGCAAAUAAAGAGUCGGUCCUCGUAACUGAAACACGACCAAUUUUGAAUAGCAAUUACACGUAGAUAAAAGCCUUACAAUUACCCAUGGUUGCGGAUGUUGUUCACAUAUAAAAUACAGAACGUGAACGUGAAAAUGAAAGGAUGCAUUUACGAAGAAAAAGAAAAUAACAGAGAAAAAAACCAAAACCAAGUCCAAAGUCUCUAUCUUAUCUGAUAUGAAUGAAAUUUAACAAACACACAUAUGGACGCACAUACUUACAUAUAAGCACGCACACAUACGAACGUGCACACAUACGAGCGUGCACAGAUACGAGCGUGCACACAUACGAGAGUGCACACACACGAGCGUGCACACACUCACAUGCUCAUACCGGACAAUUUCAAAACAACGCUGAAUCAUACAUUCAAAUUAAAUGGAAGUGGAGAGACGGGUGGCUGAAGAGAUUGCAUGAGUGCAAUGAAAUGAUUUAACAAAAAAACAAACAAACUAAAUACUGUUUAUAAAUAAAUAAAGGACCGAACCUGUGCAUGUGUUUAUUACCGGCAUAAUGCCUCUCCCAAGGUUUAAUAGUAUCCUAAUUUGAGCCUUUAUGAAAAAUUUGAAUGAGAAUCGAAACGACCUGUCUUGUUAUUCUGCCGUUUCCUAAAAUGCCGAUCAAUAAUAGUGGGAGACUUGUUAUGAAAAUCUUAAUAUGUUCUUAGACAAAGUAUAUUUACACAAUUAUACAAGUUUAAUGACCAGACACUACAAUAAAUAUCAUCACAGUGUAGGCUGUGAAGAAAUAAAUAUGUGACUGAUAUGUUUGUGUGUGAACGUGUGUGUUUGUAUGAAUGCGUGUAUGUAUACGUAUAUAUGUGUGUGUGAGUGCGUGUGUGUGUGUGUGUAGGUGGGUGUUUGUAUGUGUGCGUAUAUAUAAAGUACAUAUAACUUUUGCAUGAUACUGUUAGCGUUCAUUUAUCAUAAGUUGUUUCGGAAACUAUCAUUGUGGUGGUAGUGGUUAGUUUGGUGGCGACAUCAAAAAUUCUUAUUGUUGUAGGAGUGGGGGUGGGGGAACGACAAGAGAAAAUAUCGUCCAAUAUGGCGAAAGAAAUUAAAUGACCACAGUGUGGGCAUACGGUGGUAACUACUUCCUUCCGAAGCGGGGAAAUAUUGAAGUGUCGCGGAUGAGUGACGUAAGCUGCUUACGUUAUAUCGAUUGGUCCUUCACAACUUCUCUUUUCAAAGACAUUUUUUUCCUAGCUUCUCCAUCUCUCGCCUUCACUCAAUUUAUCUUCAUUCUUUUCCAUAUUUAUCCCUUUUUAUUCUGACAUAUUUUUCUUUCA